Messenger RNA from Penicillium psychrosexuale, 345 nucleotides. RefSeq lists its product as uncharacterized. Bases 1 to 345 code for a protein of 114 amino acids. The transcript has a single exon. The record is from RefSeq and is a predicted model, not a curated record. NCBI's taxonomy places the organism in Eukaryota, Fungi, Ascomycota, Eurotiomycetes, Eurotiales, Aspergillaceae.
AUGGAGUUUGCCGAUAAACACAAGGAUAUCCUCAAGGAUGUUUCCAAGAUCCUGGGGUGGCUGGCAAACGUGAGCAGCGUGGGCAAAUCCGAUAUGGAGCAACUGAAGGCCAAAUUUGACGACCUGAAACUCCAAGCGGAACAGAAACUUCCCUCGAAGGCUCUGGGUGAUUGGAACCUGGAGGAGGUCGAGAGUAUCUUUGAGAUCCAGCCUCUUUCAUCGGAGAAUGAGGAGCCGGGAGAUGAGUGGGACUUACGACCCAUUCUCCGAGAGGAGUUCCAAAUCCCAGCCACCUUUGACGAAUUCUACGAUUUCCUCAGUAAGUACCCGUACUGUGGAGACUAA